UGCCUAUCUGUCUCCUUCCGUCACCGUACCAGGACUCACUGACGAGCGCGUCGAGAGGUUCUCAAUCUGCAGUUCAUACGGAAUACGAGUCGGGUCAGCCUACGCCACUCUCGAGCUGCCAACGGCUCAUGCUGUGGAACCUAGUGCCAGCGGGUCAACAUCAGCUGUUCAUGGGAUGUUAUGGUUGUUGGAUCGGUUUUGUCUUUUUUUCUGCCUUUCCCUUUUGAGCUCCGAUCGCCAUGUUGCUCCUUCAAAAAGCGGCGAUCUAGGCAAAGCCCUCUUGGUCCUUUUAUCCCCGUUCCAUUCUCAUUCGCAGGUAUCCAAACCUGGUACGCGCAGCAACCAUGUUGCUCAGAGCUACAAUUCUCAGCGCUUUGAUUGCACACUCCGUCCAAGCGUCGCCUGUACCGCUUGGCCGACGGGAACUCGGUGGUGUGCUCAUCUGUAACGAGCCCAACGCCCAAGGGCAUUGUGAAUAUGCCGUGUACGAGCUCGACACGUGCUACGACCUGCCGCCAGCACUGAUAAACAACGCCGCGACCUUUGCGCCGGACGGCGAGGCGUUCUUCUGCAACCCGUACAUCAUGAAAUGCGACGGCAUAUGCAGGUCACCCCAGGGCUGCACCAUGGGGCCUGUAUCGUUCGACUAUUCGCACAAGUUCAACUUGACGGCGGUCGGCUGGAACCAUUAUAUCACGUCGUUUGACUGCCACUUGAAUCAGAUUGCGCAAGGGGACUCGGGUCAGAAGCUUGGUUGAUAGACUUUAUCCUGUCCACUCGGCAUCGGCAUCGGUGUUUCGGAGUUCUCGGGAGUUGUCACCGCGAUGACGGCACACGGUAUGGGGCCGCUCCUUACCCCGCCAUCGGGAUUCGGCAGUCAAAGGUGGGGGGUCCGGCCGCCCUACCUGGGCCCCGACGGCAUGUCUGUGGGCGGGGUAGCUGUCGAUAGCGCAGGGAAAGCAUCAAUCGAAGCUCAUAAGGAAUCUCGGC
Molecule: messenger RNA, 990 nt
Organism: Parathielavia appendiculata
Lineage: Eukaryota; Fungi; Ascomycota; Sordariomycetes; Sordariales; Chaetomiaceae
Exons: 3
Coding region: 345-758 (137 amino acids)
Source: RefSeq, a predicted model, not a curated record